Messenger RNA from Brassica oleracea var. oleracea, 1065 nucleotides. RefSeq lists its product as uncharacterized. The coding region runs from base 1 to 1065 and encodes 354 amino acids. The transcript has a single exon. The record is from RefSeq and is a predicted model, not a curated record. Lineage: Eukaryota; Viridiplantae; Streptophyta; Magnoliopsida; Brassicales; Brassicaceae.
AUGAAGACUAUCUUCAGUUCAUUCCGCUAUGGGUCAAGGAUUAGGAACAUUCCGGUCGACUACUAUACGACUGAAGCUCUCACAACUUUGGGAGAUAUGGUGGGGAAAACAAUGGUGGUAGCUUUUGAUCCUCUCAAACCUGUGACUCAGGAUUAUAUUCGGGUCCAAGUUCGUUUCAAUGUGGCCAAUCCUCUGAAGACUUGCAGAGUUCUUAUCGUCAAGGGAGGGAAAACAGCUACCAUCCGUUUCAACUAUGAGAACAUCCAAAAGAGGUGUUUCACCUGCAAGCGCUUAAACCAUGAGAAGAGAAUAUGUCCUAUUGAAAUAAGAAAGCGUCAGGAGCAAGCUCAAGGUAGGAGGAACCUAGCAGUGGUGCCGGUUCCUAGAGCUCCAGUGGUGCUUAAUAAGGAUGAUCCCUUAUGUGGGGUUUUGGAGGAAGAGCAGGUGGGUCUGGAUCCUCUCUCGGGAAGACCAAAAAAUUUUAAGGAAGUUUUGGAUGAGAUGAGAAGAUACCUGCUUGCUGAGACUGGUGAAAACAGAGCUGUGAAGAUUGAUAGGAUAAGAGGCACAGUCAAAGAAGCGGAAGCAGAUCCAAUUGCUCAACGUGCUGUUCUACGGUUGGAGCCGGCCCCUGUGGUUACUAGUGAUCUUAACAGAGGGAAAGGUCUGGUCUUCGAUUAUGAUGAGAAAUCUCAGAGGAAGGUGGAUUUCGAUCUUAACGCUAAUCCUAAUAAGCUGAUGGCUGGAGCCUUUAAAGCGUUCAAGGCUUCUCCGGCGACAAGUGCUCCGAUCUUGGAUUUAAGCACUGGUGAGGAAUCUAGUUCUGCUAGUGAUCAUAGGUUUUUCUCUGAUAGUUCAACGGUAUUCCACUCUGGUUAUCUGAGGCCUGGAACCUCCGGAACUAUUAGUAGGAAACCAAGGGUCCGCCGACGUCCUCCAAAAGGGGUUCGCAAAGCCUCUUCUUUGGGAUUAGUUACCCGCUGCCAGGAGCCAGAGGAGAAUAGAAGAGAAGGGAAACAUGAAGAGGGCAGUAGAAAGAUGAAGAAAGUGAUGGAGGACACAUGA